This is a messenger RNA of Anneissia japonica, 1122 nucleotides long. RefSeq names its product medium-chain acyl-CoA ligase ACSF2, mitochondrial-like. Lineage: Eukaryota; Metazoa; Echinodermata; Crinoidea; Comatulida; Comatulidae. The record is from RefSeq and is a predicted model, not a curated record. The transcript has 4 exons. The annotation marks the transcript as partial.
GUAAUUGGGGUACCGGAUGAGCGCCUAUCUGAAGAAAUUUGUAUUUGCUUAAGGACAAAGAAGAACGCCAUCAUUAACAAAAACCAGAUUGUCUCUUACCUAACUGGAAAGGUGAGACUCGAAGAAAGUAUACCUGGCUAUGUGUUGAUUUUUGACAGUUUCCCGAAAUCGAUUACUGGAAAGAUUGACCGUAUGAGUCUCACAAAACAGACCAUAGACCGAAUUCAAAGUAAGGUACAAUUAACAGAGUAACAAUAUUGUCAGAACACCGACUCCAGGGAGCUGCGGUCUAUGAAGUUAUAAUAACAUUCGCCGAUAUUGAUGUCAACACAACGUUGGAAAAACCUUCGCAACGUUAUUUUUUAAGAUAUAAAAAUUAUAAAAUUACAUAUAAAGCUUAGAUAUUACAUUAUAAAUACUGUAACGAAAUUUGGGAUUUUCCCCGGGGCCACCAAGGUAAUUGGGAAUGGAACCCACAUAGGAAGUGGAUCAGCCCAAACUUUAAUCUAACCAAUUAUAUUGACCCUCCAAUGCCCUUUUGUUUUGGGCAAUAUGUGCAAAUUAACUACUUAAGUUGUGUACAGUUUGGGAUUCAAGUAGACUUGCCACAAGUCCCUUAUUAUUUUUUGUUUUUUAUUCUGGACAGCACCCCAUCAACGUGAAAGUUAAUUUAGAGACGGAGACGGGAAUUGUAAAACACCGAAUGUAGGUACCAGGAUGUUAAAAGAAUGUGGUAAUCUUAAUAUUCCAUAUUUGAAUAAAUGGGCGGACCGAAACAAACAAUUUUAACCAAUCACAAUGUUCACAUUUUUGCGGAACCACCAAACUGAGUCACUCGCGGCGACUAGUUAGGUUAAAAACUAGUACUUCCUAAUAAAACGGGCCUAAAAUAUUUAGAAUAGGCCUUAGUAAAACUAGUGGGCAAUGGCAAAAAGAAUUAAGUUUAUUAUGUUUAUUAUGUAGAAUGUUCAUUUGUACUUUGCUUCCUCAGAAAACAUUGUUAACCGACCGCGCCAUCUAUGCCACGUGUCAUGUUAAUAUUAAUCUAAAGUCCUAGCUGAAACCCCUGUUUUGUUUUUUUUUGGUGUAUGGGGAACCCUGGGUCCAACUUAAAAGAGGGCC